Molecule: messenger RNA, 1399 nt
Organism: Epinephelus lanceolatus (giant grouper)
Lineage: Eukaryota; Metazoa; Chordata; Actinopteri; Perciformes; Serranidae
Gene: tsr3
Product: TSR3 ribosome maturation factor
Biological process (GO): maturation of SSU-rRNA
Molecular function (GO): rRNA small subunit aminocarboxypropyltransferase activity
Source: RefSeq, a predicted model, not a curated record
GCUACGACGUGCUUUCCACGAUACGAAGUGGCUAAUGCUAACGAAACUUUAUUUUUAAUGGUGUUAAAAUAAGUGCGUGAUAAACGGAGACUAGUGACAGUUGUGUUGUGGUUAUCGUUUUGAAUCCAUACAUGGUGUACACGUCGAUAAAAUACGAAACGUUUGCUAUUUGUAAGAUAAAUACUGGUGUCAGUGGGAUAGCUAGCUAGCUAGUGUCAGAGUAAACAGACGCUGGUUAGUUUUAAUGCAGGUUGUGCUCUGACAGUAGCUAACUUAGCUGUCCGCUGUUUGCAACAUGGGACGAAAGAAACAGGGUAAAUUUGUGCGCCCUGACAACAAGAGCAAAGACAAGAGACAUAAAAUGAAGGGGAAAUCAUUAGAGGCCUUUACAGAAGAAAUGCACACUGCUUUUGAAGCAAGUCUUCAUGUAGAGGAGGGAGCAGAGGCCCCACAGGUGAAACUGCCUUGUCCACUUGCCAUGUGGGAGUUGGGUCACUGUGAUCCAAAACGCUGUACUGGCAGAAAGUUGGUGCGCAAGGGCUUUGUACGCAACCUGCGCCUCAAUCAGAGAUUUAGUGGACUCAUACUGAGUCCCAUGGGCACGAAGUAUGUGACCCCAGCAGACAGAGAGAUUGUGGCUCAAAAUGGAGUAGCGGUAAUCGAUUGUUCUUGGGCUAAACUGGAGGAGACUCCCUUCAGUAAAAUGGUCGGAACUCAUCCCAGAUUGCUGCCGUAUCUUGUAGCUGCAAACCCCGUCAACUACGGCAAGCCAUGCAAGUUAUCUUGUGUUGAAGCUUUUGCUGCCACAUUCUGCAUAGUUGGUUUUGAAGAACUAGCAGAGCUCUUGUUGAAAAAGUUUAAGUGGGGGAAAGGGUUCCUGGAUCUCAAUAAAGAUCUGCUGGACCGCUAAGCUGCAUGCCAGUCAGAGGAAGAGCUGCUCACUGUAGAGAAGGAGUUUCUCACAUCGAAACCAGAGGAGGAGGAGUUUGAUCCAUUUGAUGUUAACUCAGGAGUAGAAUAUAGGAAUCUCAACAGACGUCUGUGUGCACCUGAAGAUGAUGACUCCAGUGAGGAUACAGACGCCUCAGAGGAUGACAAAGAUGAAGCAGACGAUGAGAAAACAGAAAUCAACAAUGAGUCAAGAACAGUCUCAGAUCAUCAGGAUGGAAAGGAAGAGGCUGAAUCAUCAAAUAAAGCAUGUUAGCUGUGGAUUUUUAUUAUUAGAUUUUCUGCAAGGACUGGCAAAACCUUUUCAACACUCAUCACUGAUACAUAGUCUGAGGGCUAUUUUGGGUUAUCCUGUUUUAUAAAAGUGGAAAAAAGAAAAGGAGAGAAAGAAAAAUAUAAAGUAAAUUGUAUGUUUAUUUUUAUGUAAACUGAAUAAAUUGUUUAAAAAAAA